AUCACAAUCCAAGUCCCACUGCUUUAGUUCGCAUGAGCAGGAAGAUUUGCUUGAAGAUAUCCUGAAACUCGAACCCAGGCUGGUUUGUUUGCCAGCCGGUGCUUCAUAGCUGUCAACCUCAGUCGCAAGUGGCAGCUACUGUGAGUAGCUUCUGUGCAUUAUGAAGAAUUUUUCAUUUCCUAUGCAGGAUAACACACGUCAGACCGAGAGUUCUCCUCCUCACAGAUUCCUGAGUUUAACAAAUCAGUCAGAUCCUAUUGGAAGACCAGAAAGAGAUGAGCAAUUAGCACAAGUAGAGAUUGCUGUACUGGGGGUCAUAUUUCUGACAGCGUCUGUGGGCAAUUUCAUUCUCAUACUGGUGCUGUGGAGAAGAAGAAAGAAGCUUUCUAGGAUGUAUGUGUUCAUGCUUCACCUCAGCGUUGCUGACUUAGUGGUAGCCUUUUUCCAAGUGCUGCCUCAACUCAUAUGGGAUAUUACAGAUGUUUUCAUAGGGCCAGAUUUCUUGUGCAGAAUUAUCAAGUAUCUACAAUUGCUGGGCAUGUUUGCCUCUACUUAUAUGAUAGUGGUCAUGACAGUGGACAGAUAUCAAGCUGUUUGCUACCCUAUGGUCACUUUCCAGAAGAAGAGAGCUCUCUGGAACAUCCCCAUAUGCAGCAGCUGGUCUAUAGCACUGAUUCUUAGCCUACCACAGGUAUUUAUCUUUUCUAAGACUGAAAUAUCUCCAGGUGUAUUUGAAUGUUGGGGUGAAUUUAUUCAGCCUUGGGGCCCAAGGGCAUAUGUGACUUGGAUUUUUGUAGUUAUAUUCUUCAUUCCCUCAGCAAUCCUUAUCACAUGCCAGGUCAAGAUUUGCAAAAUAAUCAGAAGAAAUAUAAAUGUGAAAAAGCAGAAUGAAUGUGAAGCAACAAAUCAGAAUCAAGUCCUGCCAUCCCGAGCAAGCAGUGUGAACUGUAUUUCAAAGGCUAUGAUCAAGACAGUAAAAAUGACAGUGGUGACAGUUGUUGCCUACGUUCUCUGCUGGUCACCUUUCUUCAUUGCCCAGCUGUGGUCCGUGUGGUUCCCCAGCAUCCUGACCGAAGGUUCGGCAUUCACCAUUAUAAUGCUCCUUGGCAAUCUAAAUAGUUGUGCCAACCCAUGGAUUUACAUGUAUUUCUGUGGCCAGAUUCCAUAUUGCACAAAUAAGCAGCUGGAGAGUACCUCGGCUCAAGAGGAGUCCGUGUUCACGGGGAGCAUUCAUCUCGCAGACAGAGACCCUGAGGAUAACAGUACUUCUGCAUAAAUGCUGAGAGCUUUUUGUUGUUUUGUCACAUUCCCCCUGUUCACAAGACAUAUUGAUAUUUUACUAUCGUCCCUAGUUUUGUGGAUAAGGAAGCUGAAAAAUUGUUUUUUUGCUGUAAAAAUAUGUUUCUCUGCAGUUCUGCAGCAUAUUCAGGAAGUUUCUGUGCUGUGCAAGCCUGACUCAGUGCUUCAAUCACCACUGUCUUGUGGUGAUUGAAUUCCUGUAAAGAUUGACAAAGAUACAUAAAAGUAUCUUAGAUAUUUUGUGUCCUAAAGUACUUCCCCAUCUGUGAUUCUGGAUUUCUAAGUAGUAAAAUUUUAUUACUACCUGGUCCAACAAAUUGAACCAUAAUUGAAUAGAAACCUGAUCUAAUUAAAUUUGAAUAUGUUUUCAGAGUGAACUAUGAAUUGUUCAUCAUUCUGGUGUAAUUGAAGGACAGUGACAAAUCUUGAGAAGGCAGCACAAAGUCAGAAAAAGCUUUUGCCAGCUCUUACUAGCACGUGGUUUAAAUGAACUCUUUAUGUACAUUUAUAAAGUGCCAAGGAGCUUAAUAUAAUUUAAAAAAUAAAAGAAUUUGGUGUGUUUGUGACAUUGAACCCCUACUUUAGUUUCAAAUUCCAUUGUGGCUUGCAGGUAUCAGCAGCAUAGCAGCAGUUCAGGUUUUUUGUCUUCACUCCAUGGGAUUUGAUUUUCCAUGCAUUUCCUGAUGUGUAAGCAGUUAACUGGACACCUGUGUACACCCCAUACCCACACAUAUACAUACUCUAAAUAAAAGUGGAUGCUUUCAUUUGGCAUUCAGACCCAUUUGUUCUAGCAUGGGAUUUGUUGGCAGAGAACCAAUUAUUCUAUUCCUUAGUAUCCCUUUAGGUUCAAAUUCAAAUAUUUCCCUUUGCUGUAAAAAUAAAUCUGCAUAUCUUUAUUUCAAAUGCCAUUUGAUUGCUGGUGUGUGGGUGUUGUAUGGAUGUAGCUACUUAUUUCCUUUCAAUGUCUGAUCAGAGGAAUAUGGAAGGAGUAUCAGCAAGGUUCUUUCAGGUGAGAAGGGAUCUGCAUUCCCAGAGACUCUUUGUGGCACUUACAUCUGGUGAUGUGUAAUCUGUCUACAUUAUACUGUGUUUCAUCACAUUUCAGUUUUCUGAGUGCUAGCAGUCUCAAAUAUCAGUAGAAAAGCUAUAAAAUUGUGGGGUUUUAAUAGUCUUUAAAUUGUAGUCAAAGAAAUAUUGAUUUAAACUAAACACUGAUCACAUAGUGAGAAAUUCUGCUGUACAGUGAAUAGUUCUGCUUCAGGUGUAUUUAUGCUGAAAUGGCUGCAUAUCCUAUGAUUCUAUUCUCUGUAUAAUUAGACAAGAUAAGGGCAAGAACCAAAUAUUGCUGUUCUUUAUAGUGGGAAAAGCUAGUGCCCAGCCCAGCUGACAAGCACAGGUCUCCAGCUGUUAGGAAGAGGAAGAAGGUGGGUGAAGGUAAUACCAGAGCCAGGCAGGAAUGGGAAGCGUUUGUAUGAAGUGUCUUACUAUAAUUACAGCUGGUAGGGUUUUUUUACUGGUUUAUUCCCCUCUCCCUUUAAUUAGUAGUUAAUAAUUCUACCCCACCAAAAAAUUCCCUGUUAGAGCAAAUCUGUAACUCAAGUGAAUGUCCUGAUCCGGGGGUAAGAAUAUCCAGGAUACAAUCCAUUCUAUUGAUAGGGUAUUGAUACAGCCACUCACUGACUUUCUAAGACUUUCAGUCAAUUAGCUCUUAGUGAAAUUUUCCCUUAUGACCUAAUCUAAUCGUUAAUGGUGGCAUUUUUGGUUUUUUGGUUUUUUUUUCCCCCAUUUCCUUUGAUUGUAGUUAGUUGCACAGUAUAAUAUGCAGACUUGAAAGGAACUGUUAACAGAAAUGCUUCAAGGAAUCACCUGUGUCACUGCACUACUGUAUUAGCAGCAAAACUCAAAAGGCUUUAAUUUGCAAAGAAAACAAGCAUUCAGAUCAUGUGCAGAGAGUCAUCCAGGUCCAGAACUCAUGGAAGUCACAGUUCUGUUCAGACAGCACAGUGGAGUCAUUGUGCCAUUUGACACCACCUGAUCUGAUCUCUGGUAGAACUUUAAAUGUAUAACUUCUACUACUUACAUUUGUGCAUUGCUGAUAUAUUUGUUACUGGCCCUAUAAAUAAUUUGGAUUUUGCAAAUAACAGUACCUCAAUGUGUUCAUUAAAAGUCUGAGAGAAAUGCUAACUGUCUCUAUCUCAGAUAUUUUAAUCAUGUAGUGGAUGAAAUAUCAGAACUUCUUAAGUUCAGUGAUGAUUUUUCACCAUCUGUAAUGUUCAAGAUUCUUAUAUUUUUGUCUCUCAAGUGCUUCCUUUCUGAUUUUUUAAUUUUCCUUCCCCUGACAUCAGUCCUGCUCUUAAAAAGAAAAUUAAAGUUUACUGUACUAUGGUGCAAACUACAGGCUAAGCAUACUUUUUGUUUCAGUCUGUUAGGAGGUGUUUGAACACAGGAAUUCCUGAUUUUUCUCUUAGGAAAAUGAAGUGGGCUGCAUUUUACAAAUGUACAUCCUUAUCCCACAUGCCCUGCCCUGCCUACCCCAUGGGUAGCACUGACUAACAGUCUCAGUGGGGGUUUUGUUCAGGUCCACUGUUUUUCCAUCAAAACUCAUUUUCAAAUGAUGGGAAAUUCAUUUGUGUAAAUUUUUUCCUUUACAUUUUAUUUUUUAAAAUAAUGUACCCCUUUCAGGACUUAUCUUAUUUCUCAAAAAAACCCCCUACAUUUAAAAAUAAAAUUUUUCCUCUUUGUAAAUUUAUCCAUCAGUGCUCUUGGAAGUUGUUGUUUGAACAUCUUGUGCCCUUUUUUUUCUUUCUAUUUUGAAUCUUCAUCUGAACUGUAUAUUUUUCAAUUCACUACACUUAGAUUUCCAACAGGUAUUGCAGUAUCUCAUUAAGAGAGAGGGUUGACUUUGGCACAACACUGUAGUCUGGCCAAGGUGUUUAAUCCAUAUGGGAGAGUCAGUAACUGAAACAUAUGAGUCCCCAGGAGCACUGUGGAAGCCCAUAAAAAUGGAAAAAAAUCCAGUUAUCAGAUGAAAGCCUUUCCCAUCAAAGCCUAGGUUCUGUUUUCUCACACAAAUAAAUUCUGAGUAAAAAAACCCCUACUGUUCCCAGUCCUGAAAUGAAUUACUAUGUUGUUGAUGCUGGCACUGUGACAUGCUUUCUGGUUAUCUGGGUGGGGAUUUUUUUUUUUCACUUUCCAUGGUUUUGUUACUACUUGGGAAAGGCACAGUUCACUAAAAGGAAUUAGAUUCUUGCUUAAAAAUUAGUAGUUUAUAUUUUGCAGUAGAGAUAAGAAAGAUGAAAGACAAUGUAAUCUAUUGGUUCUGUAUAGAUUUAUUAUAGGAAAAAGAAACUACAAAAACAACCUAGCAGUAUGAAAAGAAAAUCCCAACGUGUUUUGCAUUCUUAACAAUAUAUUUUGAUAAUUUUUUUUAUUCUACAGAACUGCUUCUGUAUUUUCAUAGCCAGUCCUAGUUGACAUUCUUGUAAAUGGUGAAUACUGAAGAUAGAAGUGGUGCAUGAUAAUCUUUUUAAUCUUGCAAUGAAAUAAUGCUGAGGAAUUUUAAAGAUUGUGCCCAAGUAAUGUCCUGACAAUUUCACUUUGAUCAUUUAGUUCUCACAAGAGAAACCGGUUAUUGAGUUGAAUAAACCUCUCCUCUGUCUGUGUUGUUGGGGGAGGACUGGCAGAGUGAUAUGGAGACACAAGUUGGAACUGGCAGGGUUUAUUCUGUGACCCAAACAUAGCUGUAAU
Molecule: messenger RNA, 5046 nt
Organism: Onychostruthus taczanowskii (white-rumped snowfinch)
Lineage: Eukaryota; Metazoa; Chordata; Aves; Passeriformes; Passeridae
Product: arg8-vasotocin receptor-like
Exons: 2
Coding region: 161-1276 (371 amino acids)
Biological process (GO): G protein-coupled receptor signaling pathway; regulation of systemic arterial blood pressure by vasopressin; positive regulation of vasoconstriction
Cellular component (GO): membrane
Molecular function (GO): vasopressin receptor activity; peptide binding
Source: RefSeq, a predicted model, not a curated record